This is a messenger RNA of Magallana angulata, 5585 nucleotides long. RefSeq lists its product as uncharacterized. The record is from RefSeq and is a predicted model, not a curated record. Gene Ontology annotation, molecular function: protein binding. The transcript has 5 exons. Lineage: Eukaryota; Metazoa; Mollusca; Bivalvia; Ostreida; Ostreidae. Bases 2337 to 5306 code for a protein of 989 amino acids.
UCUAUAUACAGGUGGUUUUUUUUAAAUACUAAGUUAUAAAAAAAUCUAAUUUUCAGUAUGAAGACUACAUCAAACCAAAAUUACUAGUAAUUUUAAAAUUUUUAAGUACAGAAUAAAACUAAUAAAAACAAUUAGCUUUAAAUUUCUGUGGUUUAAAGUGGUUUAUGCGCCUUCAUAGCACGGGGAAGGAUUAACUUUAAACUUAAAGUGAUUAAAUUACCGAAAACUGUAUUUUGUCAAUGCAUUAUCAUCGACUUCCCUUUUUGUCCCUCAUCUCACAAAACACGUAGAAUUUAUCGAUGUUUUGUAAUAUCAAUAGAAUAUUAAUAGAAUCAUUCAUUAAUAUGAGUUUGGGAUAGUGAAAUUCCACAUAGCGGACAAGAUUCACGGUAUGGUGUUCAAAAAUUUAUUUCGGUAUGAAAAUCGAUAACUCCGCGUGUUACGUAUAGUGCAAUUAGAAAAUACGACAAUUUUUCAAUGUAAUUUUAAAUAUGAUACAUUGUUAUCAACGAAGAGGGCUGAAUGGUCACAGCCAUUUUUACUCACGUUCAUAAAACGAAGAGCUCUCUAUAAAGAUAGAAAAAUGUUCAAAUUUUAAAGUUUAAGGCAGAUCUGAUGGUUGAUUUGUUGAUUUUGUUGUUAAAUAUUUCAUGGAUUAGCACAUUCUAAAAUCAAGAUUGUACCAGAGAAUGUUGUGAGAGUGAUGCCUUGGCGCACUUUUGUAACUGAAGUUGCACUUACUAAUCCUCUUUAGCUAUCAAAGUCAUGAAAAGACAAGGAAUUUAAUGAAAUUACUAUUAUAGGCUACUGUGUACAAUAAGCUACAAAAUUGCAAUUUAAUAAGAUAAUUUAAUAAUUAGAUUACUUCUUACGACUGUGAAAGAACGAAAAAUAAUUUUACAAAUUCUAUUUAUUUUCAUUAUGUUGCUAUAUUGACCCCUACCCAAGGGAUUGAACCCUGGAGCCAGGGGCCAUGAAUUUCACAAUUUUGACACAAUGCUUUAUGGAUAUCAUGACCAUGCAUUCAGUUAAUCUCCCCUGCUGUGGAAGUACAGAAGAAUUUUAAAGUCUAAAUACAUUUUUCUAUAUAUCCUUAUUGGCCCCGCCCAAGGGUCUGAAUCCCUGACCCAGGGGCAAAGAAUUUUACAAUUUAGAUAGAGGGCUUCGUGAACAUCAUAACCAUACAUUCAGUUUAUCUCCACUUACUGUAGAAAUAAGAAAGAUUUCUAAAAUUUGAUACAUUUUCACCGUAUGUUCAUUUUGAUCCCACCUUAGAGCCAGCGCCCCUUAUCCUGACCACGAAUUUCAGCUUCAUGAAGAUUAUAAUCAUAAAGUUUUUCUAACAUUGAAUACAUUUCACUAUUUGGCCAUAUUGGCACCGCCCAGGGGCCUGAACACCUGACCUAGGGGCCAUCGAUUUUACAAUUUAGAAAGAAGGCUUUAUGGACAUUUUAAUAAUGCAUAUGGUUAUCUAAGACAUAUGGAAGCAGAGAAAAAGAUUUUUUAAAAGAUUUAAUAAAUUUUCACGAUUUGGCCAGAUUGACCCCGCCCUAGGGCCUAAAACCCAGACCAAAGGGGCUUUGUAUUUUAAAAAAGAAGUAAAAAAGUAAAAUUGUAAACGGACUACGCACGACAAUGGCAAAUAAUUUCACACUAGUACUGCUGUCUCACACUGAACAAACGGAUCUCACACCGGUGAUAAUGCUAGACAACCAAGCCUCUUUUAGCCAGACAGCUGCGUGAUUUGCAUCUCUUUAGACACAUAUUAACGUUAUUAUUAAAAAAUAUUGAAUGACUCAUGCUAACAUAUUGAAGGCGAUAUCGUAAUCUGAGUGCUCUAUGUCUCUUUGUUCUUUUCAUACUUGUAAUGCAUGCAAUAUGAUAGCAUAAACAGCGUAAGGAGCAUGGCUGCAUCGUGCUCGCUACAAACAAAGGGCGCCGUAUGGGGAAAAAGUAAUAGCUAGCUAAAAAAAAAAAUACAGAACGUAUAUAAAAAAUACAGAACGUAUAUACAUGACCGAGAAAUAUACAUAUAAAUAAUUGCAAUAUAAUUGAGAACACUUACUAAGCAGAAUUAGGUAGGCUACUAUGGUCCAAAGGCUUAUUUUGCUUACCCUUGUUACGCCUCUGAAACUUGUGUGCAUUUCAAUGGCGCAAUGCUGACUAAAAAUGUAAACAAAUAUGGCGGACAAAGAACAUCCCUAAUAUUUUACUAGCCUUGACAAACUAUUUCAACCGCAAACUUCAAUGUUUCACUUGAUGCGGGGUUGGUAAUAAAACAUUAUUACCAUUUCAGAAGUUAGUAGGUAUAAUGAGCAAGGAUAGUGUUAUGCAAUAUGGCUUCUUCAGCGUACUCUGCAACAGAAGAAAUUACAAACGCCAAUCGAAUCUCUAGUCUUCUGAUGGGGCCUUGCACAGACCAAUUCAGAGAUCUACUUCGUUUCUAUAUUGAACCCUCCAAAUUUUCAGAAGUGAUACAGAAGAAAAAAUCAAUUGGUUGUCGGUCUAAUAUGUCAGUACAAAGCUACAAGCUGAUUCUACCCAAAUCCGGUUCUUACAAAGGAAACUACGACGACAUGGACAUCGCUUUGUUGUACACCUUACUCAGAAACAUUUGUGGGAUAAAAGAGCACCGGGCUGGCUGGGGGGAAAAACCACAGGCCUCGGACCGAUCGGUCUCGGCAAACAUAGAGCGGAUAAGACUGGCCAGAAACCAAUGCGGCCAUUCCACAGGAGGCCUUCUUUCAAAUGCCGACUUUAAUCAAAUAUGGUCGUCUGUCAGAGCGUCCGUUGUGGACCUCGAUCUGGAACUGGGGAACGGAAACAAGUAUGAGAAAGAGGUUGACUUUAUCCGCCACGACACAAUGGACCCAGUGAGAGACCAGCACUAUAGGGAUCAGCUGAUAAAGCAGGCGACAGAGAAUCAGGCGACGAUUGAAGAGGUCAAUCAACUCAAACGUUCUUUGCAAGACGUGUGUGAACAAAACACAUCAAUUCAAACAAGUAUACAAGACACCCAAACCAGAAUGUUAUCUUUUGAAACCAGAAAUAUUCCACUCAACAUAAAAAAGCAACACUUGAAACUUCUUGACUCCUGGCAGAAAGAAGACUUGCCUUUCCAUGAAGUUCAUAGUUUCCAGGAUAUUCUGGAAAAAGUUCAAUCCAAAACAAUCGUGACCAUAAUUGGGGGACCAGGAUCUGGCAAAACAGCCAUGAUUCGACACAUAGCUCUACUCUUACAGACGGAGUUUGAGAUCGUCCCCAUAGCUUGUCCUUCUGACAUCAUUCAGUAUGGACAAGAGGGAGAGGGAUGUAAACAGUUAUUUACUUUUGAUGACGUCAUGGGAGUAUUUGGAAUUGAAAGAGGAAAGUAUAUACAAUUGGAAGAUUACAAAGAAAGCAUUUUAAAUGUGCUGGGUGCACAAUCAAAAAUCCUGUUCACUUGUAGAAAAUCUCUAUACAAAGAGGCUGAAGAAUUGGAGUCCUUUGUUCUGAGUAAGGAGUGCAUUGUUGAUCUGGAAGACAAUGACAAUCAACUGACUGACCAAGACAGGGAACACAUCCUGGAGAAUCACUGUAGGCAUAAUGAUAUCAUAUUUCCGAUGGAAAGUCCCACAAUCUCAUCAAAUGUAGGUAAAAUGAUGUUUCCACUUCUUUGCAAGCUAUUCUGUUCCGAUUCAAAAUAUCAAGCCUUGGGUAUGAAGUUCUUUGAAAACCCUAAAUCACACAUACUCCGUGAGAUAAACCUCUUACAGAAGCACAAGCGUAUUCAAUAUGCAGCACUUGUACUUUGCAUGUUUUGCCAAAACCGAUUGACAAUACACAUGCUAAAAAAGAAAGAGCCACGGUUCAUGGAGAUCAGAGAAGUUGUGUUUGAAAGCUGCCGAGUGAAUGGAAGGAAUUCAGAAAUCCAAGAUGCUUUGUUCAAUAUGGAGAACACUUUCACAUCCCCAACAAGCAAUGGCUACUCGUUAAUCCACGACUCAGUGUAUGAGGUCUUGGCAUACCAUUAUGGGAACAAAAACCAAGAGGAUAUGUUGAAGUACAUGAGCAGCAGCUUUGUCGCCAAGAAGAUUAUUAUUAAUGAUAGCAGGGACCAAACAGAUGAUCUGUUGAUCAAACUUAGAGAGGAACAUUACAAAGUGUUUGCUGAGAGACUCCUCAAAGAUUUAACAUCUCUGGAACUGCACGAUGUUUUUAUGAACAAGGCUUUGAAAGAUGGUGGUGUUUUUUGUGCAUUUAUUGAUGCACUGAAGAGAAUAUCGUACCCAAAGAUAAAAGAACUGUUCUUUUCUAAACAAGAGGACACUUCCAAAAUUGUCUCCAGAAGCAGGCACGUUGGUGACGAGCUGGAGAUCCGACAGACCACCGACUGUGAACUAGACCGACAAAAUCUGUUGGUGGGAGGAGUGAUGGUGGGGGAGAAUGCAUCAACGCCCAAUGUCCGGAUUAUUAGCUGGGUUAUCUACUAUGGUCAUAGCAAACUUCUCCAGUACCUUUUCGAACAAAUACUUAAAAAUCAGGAGUCAAUUCAGCAAGUAUUAAGUGGAUAUAUACCAAAUGACCACGAAGAAAAUGAUCGGAACUUAACUGAACAAACAAGACUUCUUACUCUUAGUUGUUACAGUGGGAAUUUAGAAGUCGUGAAACUGUUGCUGAAACAUUGCGACACAGAGUGCAUCAAUAACAAAUCUCAGUACACAUGCCACAUGUUUUACGAUCAUCGAUACAUCACUCCCCUAACCGCUGCCUGUGCACGAGGCCACCAACAAGUGGUAGAUGAGUUAAUACACCACGGAGCUAGCAUUGAUCAGCAAGACGAGUGGGGCACCACAGCCUUGUAUGUGGCGGCAGAAUCCGGUCAUUUAUCCAUUGUGGAGUCUCUGGUUAAAGCUGGUGCCGACGUCAAUGCAUGUGAUAUGGACGACAUCACUCCUCUAUUUGCCGCAUCCCAAACUGGAUAUUUAUCAGUUGUAGACUUUCUUCUAAAACAUGGGGGCGAUUGCAACAAGCCGGAUAUAUACAAAAUGUCACCACUUUAUGUGGCAGCACGGAAUGGCAAUGACUCCAUCGUUGACUUGCUCAUACAGCACGGCGCUAACUGCAAUCAGAGCGACAUGGGCGGCAGGAGUCCUCUGUAUGCAGCAUCAAGAUCUGGUCACAUGACUGUUGUGGAGGCUCUUAUUAACCACGGUGCUGACGUGAAUCGGUGCAGCACUGAUGGCAAAUCUCCACUCUCUGUCGCCUUAAAGCACGGACAAAUGGCUGUCGCAAAUUUACUAGUGAAACAUGGCGCCAAGAAAUGAGGUUGAUUCCGAUGAAAUGAGAUAUGAUGGAACUCAAUCAUGUUUUGCUAUUAUAAAAAAAAAAAACUAAGGUAUAUUAAUUAAGCUGACAUGAAUUUAUAAAUACGCAUUAUUUCCCUUUUAUCUCCGACUACCGCCAUAUAUUAGUUGUCGAUUUCUAUUGUUCUGCUCAUCGCUGCAUACCCCCUAUAUAAGGCCGAGAGCACUAUUCAUGCUUCACCGCAUUCAGGUAUUUCAUACACCCGAACACGUUACCUUGGACGAAAAGACGUGUAGAAA